Physella acuta is the source of this 2154-nucleotide messenger RNA. Its product is annotated as lysosomal acid glucosylceramidase. Gene Ontology annotation, biological process: glucosylceramide catabolic process. Gene Ontology annotation, molecular function: glucosylceramidase activity. The record is from RefSeq and is a predicted model, not a curated record. NCBI's taxonomy places the organism in Eukaryota, Metazoa, Mollusca, Gastropoda, Physidae.
CACAUGAUGAUACAAAAUGGCAGCUUCAAUGAAAAUUGUUUUGUUUUUAUUCAAAAUCCUGUCUAUCUACAGUUUUAACGUAUUAUACGUCAAAUCAGAUGUUCCUUGUGCUCCACUAUACAUUAGACCACAGUAUAUGGUAUGUGUUUGUAACAGCACCUAUUGUGACACUGCUCCAUCAGCCGAAAAAGUUCCGAAAGGACAGUUCCUAGUCAUAACCACUUCUCAAAGUGGACUUCGAUUUCAGAAACAGAUUUUACAGAGUAGUAGCGUCCCAAAAACAAAUGUAACUUAUUCCAUCAAGCUAAAUGUAACCAGACAAACAAUUCUUGGAUUUGGAGGAGCAUUUACUGAUGCUGCUGGAAUAAACAUAGCAGCUUUGCCUGAUGCAGCCCAGGAACUACUUAUAAACUCAUAUUACUCCAACAAUGGCCUUGAGUACACAAUUGGAAGAGUGCCUAUGGCCAGUUGUGAUUUUUCAACACAUCCUUACUCAUACGAUGAUGUUCCUGGGGAUUUAAAUUUAACUAAGUUUUCCUUGGCACCAGAAGACAUUAAAUAUAAGAUUCCGUACAUUCAAAAAGCUAUCAAAGCUGCGCCUGUUCCUAUAAAGCUGUUUGCUAGCCCCUGGAGUGCACCAGCCUGGAUGAAAACAAACAAUAACAUGACUGGCAAAGGGAGUUUGAUUGGACAACCUGGGGGCCCCUAUUACAAGGCCUGGGCUAAUUACUUUGUCAAGUUUCUCCAAGAGUAUGAAAAGAAUUCUAUCCAAUUUUGGGGGAUCACUGCCCAGAAUGAACCAUCUGAUGGAUUGGAGUUCAAAUUCCCAUUCCAAGCAAUGGGCUUUACGCCUGAACAACAGCGGGAUUUCAUUAAGAUGGACCUUGGCCCCGCUUUACAUUCUGCUGGUUAUGGCAAUAUUAGUCUUAUGAUUUUAGAUGAUGUUCGAAUUUUCAUCAUCACAUGGGCCAAAAUAGUCCUGUCUGAUCCUGAGGCAAGCAGAUACAUUUCUGGUGUGGCCACCCACUGGUAUUUAGAUGCUGUCCUUCCUUACAGUCUCCUGACAGAUGCUCACAAUCUCUUUCCUGACAAAUUCUUGUUUGCAACUGAGGCCUGCGAGGGUUCAAUGCCCUGGCAGGUGAAGGUUGAUCUUGGGGCAUGGGACAGGGCAGCCAGCUAUGCCCAUGAUAUUAUCUCAGAUUUAAAUAACUGGGUCACUGGAUGGACGGACUGGAAUCUUGCAUUAGACAUGCAGGGUGGACCAAACUGGGUGGCCAACAAUGUUGACAGUCCCAUAAUUGUUAAUUCAGCAAAGAAAGAAUUUUACAAGCAACCGAUGUUUUACAUAUUAGGACAUUUUAGCAAAUAUAUUGUACCAGGCUCUGUAUGGUUGGGUACUAAACCAAUGAAGGAAAAUCCUCUGAUAGAAAUAACAUCCUUUCUUAGACCAGACAAAUCAUUGGCAGUCACGGUGUUAAACUUGGGAUUUGAUGCUGUAAACUUGGACCUGACUGAUGGUAUUUCAGGGUUUAUGCCCAUCUCAGUACCAGGACAUUCCAUUCAGACUGUCAUUUGGUGGCUUUAAGCUCCAUUGUAUUUAGUGAGGGGAGGGGGGGGGGGUGUUACAUGUUUUUGGGGUGCUGUGACUGUGUUCAAUGCUAAAAUGUGAAGUUGACAUUACCAAUUUGUGGAAAGGUGUGGUCUAAUGUUAGUGCCCAAAGGUCUCAAGAUCAGAUCUCCGUUUGGACUUGUGGCUGUAGGAAGUCCUUGAGUCCAUCCAGCUCUGAUGGGUACCUGACGUACAUGUAGAAAGGAAAUGCAGCUAGACAUAGUGCUGACCACACCGUCCUUUCAUAUGCUAAGAUCAAGAAAAAAGUACUUUUCCUGCACAAUGGAUUUCUAAGUCUAAAGAGGAACUCUAUUUACAUUACUAAUUUGUUUUAAUUGUUAGCUUUGCCCCAGCAACACUCAUGUCUAUAUUUUUACAAACACAAUUUAAAAAAAACACCAACAGCAUUUUGCCCUUCUGGGUGAGAACAACCUACACAAUUUUUUUACAUGUUCGUUCACUUUCAUUCUCCGUCAGAUGUUAACCCAUGCGCAGUUCUAGACAUUCCAUUAAAACAACAUGUUUCAUUUGCUCAGUAUUCAAAG